AUGGCAGAACACGAUCCUUCUGUUACUGAUGGAGCCAGCGCUACAGAUGCAAGCAAGCUAAAAACUCUGCUUUCUAUUCUGAAGCGAACCGUCGGCGUAAAGGAUUUAGCAUCGCUGCGUAUUUCGCUGCCGGCUUACAUGAUGGAGCCGAUCCCGAAUUUGGAAUACUGGAAUUACCAAGAUCGUGCGGACUUUUUUGUGACUGUUGGAGAUUACGAAGACCCAAUGGACCGCAUGCUUGCAAUGGUUCGCUAUGCCGUUACGAAAGAGCUUAAAUUUGUUCAUGGCAAAGUGGUCAAGCCAUACAACUCCAUUCUUGGCGAGCAUUUUCGUUGUCACUGGGAUGUCGAGCCGUUACGAACGGACGCAUCGGGUGGGUUUGUGCCGCACCAGUCUGUGGGAAACACAAAACCACCCACCCAUCUUGAGCUUGUAACGAAGCAGCCACAGGAUCAUGACGGAUGCAAGAAGCGUGUUGUGUACGUGACGGAGCAGGUAUCGCACCACCCCCCCGUCUCGUUCUACUACUAUGCAUGUCCGGAUGCGGGCUUGGAAAUGACCGGUGUGGACCAGCUGAGCGCAAAGUUUACAGGCACAGCAAUGCGCAUUUUCUCUGGCGAGAAAAACCAGGGCGUGUUUGUGAAGCUCACCUAUGGCGUGCGAGCCAAGUCCGCUGUGGGCGAGGAAUACCACCUAACGCAUCCCGCAGGCGCCAUCUUUGGUCUUUUCCGCGGCAGUUUCUGGCCCGCGGUCACCGACACGGCGACGAUUACCUGUACGCCGGCCCCGAGCGCCAACGGUGCCAAGCCCGUGUACCUUCGUGCGCUGCUGGAGUACGUGGAGGAGGGGUGGCUGUCCAAGCCCAAGUACGCCGUGGAAGGCGUGGUUUACGCAUACGAACCGGACCAUGCGUCUGCGUCUUAUACCAGCGUUCGCAAAGUGCCUUCUGACCAUUUGGAGCCGUGCGAGCGAAAAGUGCGUCCACUCGAGCAGCAGGACGAGCUGGAAAGUCGCCGAAUUUGGAGUGGCGUAACCAAGGCAAUCCUCGAGAAAGAGUACUCGCGUGCAACGAAUGUGAAGAUUGAUUUGGAGCAGCAGCAGCGCGACCAGGCGAAAGCACGGGCAGAAGCAGGGACCAACUUUGUGCCUCGCUACUUUGAGGACGGUAUCGAAAACGGGAAGCCAAAGCUCACUGCUGCUGGAAAAGCGGCUGUGCUGGACGAGCUGCGCCGUGACAACUCGAAAGACAUGCCACUUCCGACUAAGAAUUGA
Malassezia vespertilionis is the source of this 1272-nucleotide messenger RNA. RefSeq lists its product as uncharacterized. The coding region runs from base 1 to 1272 and encodes 423 amino acids. Gene Ontology annotation, biological process: exocytosis; piecemeal microautophagy of the nucleus; endocytosis. Gene Ontology annotation, molecular function: sterol binding. The record is from RefSeq and is a predicted model, not a curated record. Gene Ontology annotation, cellular component: cytosol; membrane; intracellular membrane-bounded organelle. Lineage: Eukaryota; Fungi; Basidiomycota; Malasseziomycetes; Malasseziales; Malasseziaceae. The transcript has 4 exons.